AUGAACGCGACAAGUGGAAACUCCACGAAACACCAAAUUUAUCGAGAUCGAAAUUACUGCAUAUAUAGUUUUCCUAAGGCGGACUGCAGCGUGCACCAGCAGCUACAGAUAUAGGUCGGCUUUCAUCCAUUAUAUUACUUUAUAAGGAAUUGUGAUGCUUCAAAUUUUGCUCAUACUGUUAAGUCAUUAUAAGCGAUGAACAAAGGUACACCGGCACCGAAGAUAUCUCACCUGCACAGUGUGAGGUGGAGGCAACGAAC
Amoebophrya sp. A25 is the source of this 260-nucleotide messenger RNA. NCBI's taxonomy places the organism in Eukaryota, Dinophyceae, Syndiniales, Amoebophryaceae. The record is from the annotation of a GenBank genome assembly.